Messenger RNA from Trichoderma breve, 1260 nucleotides. Its product is annotated as BSD domain-containing protein. The transcript has 4 exons. The record is from RefSeq and is a predicted model, not a curated record. Gene Ontology annotation, cellular component: cytoplasm. Bases 1 to 1260 code for a protein of 419 amino acids. NCBI's taxonomy places the organism in Eukaryota, Fungi, Ascomycota, Sordariomycetes, Hypocreales, Hypocreaceae.
AUGGAUCUCGCAUAUGAUCAUAUCCAGGAGGAAGCCUACAAGAUCCCCGAGGAGUCUGGAGAGAGCUCUAAGCAGGAAGAUGCGCAAACUUCCCUGAAUAGCGAUAUCCAGGAAGCUUACAAGGCAUUCUCCGCAAGCCCGUGGGGCGCCAAGAUCGGAGGCUUCUUUGGUAAUGUAAUCAAGCAGGGCGAAUCCGUCUACACUCAAGCUUCCAAGGAGUUUGCCGAGGUCGGCGAGGAUGCGCAGAAGGGAUUCACCAGUUUGCGAGAAGCCGUCGUAAAUAGAACCCGAUCGCUUUCUCUCACCACCAUCAUCCCCGACUUGUCCAACGCCGAGGCCGACGAUAGCCAAAGGACCCCGACGAAUACAACAGCCCCGGAAGCUGGAGAUGGCGCUUCCACCCAAGAGUCUGAAACUGUGCUGUCGCGCCUAAGGACUGAGGCUGCGAAGCGCUUAAAAGAUUUGCAACAGGCUGAGGAUGCCGCCGACGAAGCUCUGCUCAGAUUUGGAAGCAAUAUUCGAGACUUUUUACGGGAUGCGAUUAGUGUAGCGCCUCCAGAUGAAUCAACCGAAGGCAGCCAGGUCAUGUUUGAGAGCAAAGAUGCUCAAGGAAAGCGAGUGAUUCACACUUCAAGAUUCGAGGCCCAGCUACAUGUCAUCCACACAUCCCCGGAGAGCUUCGCUAAGGACCCGUCCGCCACGGAAUAUGACCAAUGGACCAAGGGCUUUGACAUUGAUGAGCAGACUGAUGAAAUCAGCGGCGACUUGGCCAAAUACCCCGAAUUACGAGCAACUAUGGAAAAGCUAGUGCCGGACCAGAUUCCCUACGCCGACUUUUGGAAGAGAUACUACUUCUUGCGCCAUGGCAUUGAGACUGCUGAGUCGCGACGACGUGAUCUUCUGAAAGCUGCGUCUACUGAAGACGAGGUUGGUUGGGACGAUGACUCCGAGGAAGAAGAGGAGGAAGAUGAUUCCGAGGAAGACGAAAAAUCCACAAAGCCUACCCCAACCGAUAAAUCCGCCGUUGCCGUCGGCAAGGGAAAGAAGCCCGAGAAAUCUAAUGAUGAAAAAUCCGAGGCGGAAACCGAUGCUAGCUAUGAUGUUGUUGGAGCGGCUUCAGGAAAGACGAGCCAGCUGCCUAGUCAGACACCAAACAGCCCAAAGGAGCCCAAGAAGAAGGGGGAGAAGCGUGAUAGUGACGAGGACAGCGACGAUGAUAGCGAAGGCGAUGAUGACGACAGCGAUGAGGAUUGGGAGUAA